UAUGUCGGGACGGCUCUGAUUCCUUCUUUAUUACUUCUUUCUCGAGUGGAGGACAAAAAAAAACCAAACGACAGAGAAAGAGAGAGAGAGAUAGAGAUGGAGAAUCAUACGAACGACCCGACCAUGAAUGUUUCAUCUCUUAAUUGUAUCGAUCUAACCAACGAUGAUCUUCACAACUCAGUUCUGUCCCUUAAACAGGCAUGUUUGGAUAGUGGAUUUUUCUAUGUGAUCAAUCAUGGGAUAAACGAAGAGUUCAUGGAAGAUGUAUUUGAGCAGAGCAAGAAGUUUUUUGCUCUUCCUUUAGAUGAGAAGAUGAAGGUGUUGAGAAACGAGAAGCAUAGAGGCUAUACACCUGUUCUUGAUGAGAUUUUAGAUCCUGAGAAUCAAGUCAAUGGGGAUCAUAAAGAAGGUUAUUAUAUUGGAAUUGAAGUUCCUAAAGAUGAUCCUCAUUGGGAUAAACCAUUCUAUGGUCCUAACCCUUGGCCUGAUUCUGAUGUUUUACCCGGUUGGCGAGAAACGAUGGAGAAAUAUCAUCAAGAAGCAUUGAGGAUUUCUAAGGCUAUUGCAAGAUUAUUGGCGUUAGCACUCGACUUGGAAGUGGAUUACUUCGAUAAGACGGAGAUGCUUGGAAAGCCGAUUGCAACUAUGCGUUUGUUGCGUUAUCAAGGGGUUUCUGAUCCCUCGAAAGGAAUAUAUGCGUGUGGUGCACAUUCUGACUUUGGGAUGAUGACUUUGUUAGCCACAGAUGGUGUAAUGGGUCUCCAGAUAUGCAAAGAUAAGAACGCGACACCUCAGAAGUGGGAAUAUGUACCGCCGAUUAAAGGGGCUUUUAUUGUGAAUCUUGGUGACAUGCUCGAACGUUGGAGCAAUGGAUUUUUCAAAUCGACGUUACAUCGGGUUCUUGGGAACGGUCAGGAACGAUAUUCCAUCCCAUUCUUCGUGGAACCGAAUCAUGACUGUCUUGUGGAGUGUCUCCCAACUUGCAAGUCGGAAAGCAACCUCCCUAAAUAUCCACCGAUCAAAUGUUCGGCGUACCUCACCCAGCGUUACAAGGAAACACAUGCGGAGCUAAGCAUCUACCAUCAAAAAACAUGAAUAAUCGAUCAACAAUAAAAGUAAAAUUAGUAUAAGUUCGUUGUUACUCAAAGCAAAGUCCUCACAGAUAUCAAAAGGUAAGUGAAGUUUACUGUACACUAUAUCCCUUUCAUAGUUAUUGGCAGGGUUACACAUGCUUAUGUCUUGUUUCAAACUUUGUAUCUGUACGAAUUGGAGAAGAAUUUACAGUCUUUGUAACAUUUAGAAUCAAUACUAGCUAGACUUGUUGUCUCAUGGUUUUAUUACAAGAUGUUUUAACUAGACCAAACAAUGUAAAAACUAAUAAGUUUGGUCGCUUCUCGUGUGAUAAUCAUCAAAUUGAAA
This is a messenger RNA of Capsella rubella, 1419 nucleotides long. RefSeq names its product 2-oxoglutarate-Fe(II) type oxidoreductase. The record is from RefSeq and is a predicted model, not a curated record. Lineage: Eukaryota; Viridiplantae; Streptophyta; Magnoliopsida; Brassicales; Brassicaceae. Bases 97 to 1095 code for a protein of 332 amino acids. The transcript has 11 exons.